CCUUUGCAGACACCUGGGCUGACACAUACAGGACAGAGUAUGGCUCGCCUACAGACCGUGCUCCUGGCUCCCCUCGUCCUCCUUGCUGUGGCGCUUCAAGCAACUGAGGCAGGUCCCUACGGUGCCAACAUGGAAGACAGCAUCUGCUGCCGUGACUAUGUCCGUUACCGUCUGCCCUGGCGUGUGGUGAAACACUUCUAUUGGACCUCGGACUCCUGCCUGAGGCCUGGCGUGGUCUUGAAAACAUUCAGGGAUAAGGAGAUCUGUGCCGACCCCAGAGCGCUCUGGGUGAAGAUGAUUCUCAAGAAGCUGAGAGAAUGAGGAACCUACUCUGAUGACCAUGGCCUUGGCUCCUACAGGAAAGCUCAGGAGCCCUACCUCCCUGCCAUUACAGCUGCUCCCCGCCGGAAGCCUGUGCCAACUCUGCAUUCCCUGAUCUCCAUCCCUGAGGCUGUCACCCUUUGUCCCUUCUGUGCUGUCACUCCCAUCUCCUCCCUGACCCCUCUAACCCAUCCUCUGCCUCCCUGCAGCCAAUGGGUCCUAUUCCCAUCAGUGACUUCCCCUGCUCAAACCCUCCCAUGACUCCCCACGGCCCUAAGCUGAGGUCAGGGCUCCCAAGCCUGCACGCGGCCCUCUGGAUCUGGGUUCCAUCCCUAUCUCCAGCCUGCCCACUUCCCUUCAUGCAUGUUGGGUUCUAGCUCCCUGUUCUCCAAACCCAUACCACACAUCCCACUUCGGGGUUUUUGCCCGGGAUGUUGCCGACACCCAGAAAUUCUCACCACCUGCACCUGUGGAGCCCCACCAGCCCUCCAAAGCACUGCUUGCCCAAGCAGCUGGUAAUUGCAUUUCAUGUAUUAGACGUCCCCUGGCCCUCUGUCCCCGCUUAAUGCCCCUAGUCAUAGUCUUCCCAGAUUCUUGGGAUUUGGCGGCUUGUCUCCCUCACCUCCCCACUUCUUGGACCAAGGUUCAUAUCUAAGUUGUUCUCAUCUCUCAGCCUCUAGGGGCACUGCAGACAGGGCCUGGCUCAGAAUUGGAGUCCAGAAAGUGGCUGCAGACAAAAUCAAUAAAACUCAUGUCCCUCCCCUCUCCCUGCCAAAAGGCAGUUACAUGUCGAUACAGAGACUCAAGGUCACUAGAAAGGAGCCCACUGGGUCAAUGUGAAGCUCCAAAUUUGCCCAGAUUCACCUUUCUUCCCCUCCCCCUUUUUUUGAGAUGGAGUUUCGCUUUUGUCACCCAGGUUGGAGUGCAAUGGUGCAGUCUUGGUUCACUGCAGCCUUCAUCUCCCAGGUUCAAGCGAUUCUCCUGCCUCAGCCUCCUGAGUAGCUGGGAUUACAGGUGCCUGCCACCACACCUGACUGACUUUUGCAUUUUUAGUAGAGAUGAGGUUUCACCAUGUUGGCCAGGCUGGUCUCGAAUUCCUGACCUCAGAUAAUUUGCCCGCCUUGGCCUCCCAAAGUGCUGGAAUGACAAGCAUGAGCCACUGUGCCUGCCCCCUGACCCCUUUUUAUUUUAUGACAGGGUCUCAUUCUGUCACUCAGGCUGGAAUGCAUCGACAUGAUCUCGGCUUACUGCAACUUCGACCUUCCUGGUUCAAGCGAUUCUCCUGCCUCCACCUCCCAAGUAGCUGGUAUUACAGGUGUGUGUCAUCAUGCCUGGCUAAUUUUUGUAUUUUUAGUAGAGACAGGGUUUCACCAUGUCAGCCAAACUGGUCUUGAACUCCUGACCUCAAGUGAUCCACCCUCUUUGGCCUCCCAAAGUGGUGGGAUUGCAGGCAUGAGCCAUCGUGCCCAGCUUCCCCUUUUUUUCCCUAAGAGAAGACUCCUAUUCCUUUCUUCCCCAUUUCACCUACUUUCAUGUCUGCUCACACUUCCUUCUCCCCUCAGGCUUUUUUGGAUGGUCCUCCAACCUCCAAUACCCAGGCCUGACCUCUUCAGAAUACCCCCCCCAAUUCCACUUUCCCUGCCUCCUUCCCUAAAUAGCAGAGAAGCAAAUUCAUGCUAUGGUGUGAAUGACUACGCUUGGCUUGUUAUUAAAAGCUGGAGUUAUAUAUGUAUAUGAAAACAGAGUAAAUACUUAAGAAGCCAAACGGAUGAAUUGAAUAAUUUUAGGAACUA
Molecule: messenger RNA, 2114 nt
Organism: Callithrix jacchus (white-tufted-ear marmoset)
Lineage: Eukaryota; Metazoa; Chordata; Mammalia; Primates; Cebidae
Gene: CCL22
Product: C-C motif chemokine ligand 22
Biological process (GO): eosinophil chemotaxis; antimicrobial humoral immune response mediated by antimicrobial peptide; inflammatory response
Cellular component (GO): extracellular region
Molecular function (GO): CCR chemokine receptor binding; chemokine activity
Source: RefSeq, a predicted model, not a curated record